AAAUGUUCAUGUUCUUGUGAGUAUGCAAUAAAGUUUGAAAAAUAGUUGAAUGUAUUAUAAAACAGUUACAAGAACAUAUUUUUGCUCCAAGAGACAAGCAUGGCAAACACAGAAACUCCCAGACAUAUUCCACACAAAUGUAGAAAAUAGUGUAUAUACUACUAUUUCCCUUAUAGUAUAGAUACCACUUGUUUUUGUGGAGUGGGUUUGCUUGUCAAAUAUAUGCCGUAACAGUUAAAUCAGCUAAAGAUAUAUGUAAAAAAAUCACAACUUUUAAUGCAGUAUGUCAGCAAAACGAAACAACAAUAAUAUUGUCUGCAAAUCCAUGUUUAACUUUAGAGCAUUUUACUCCUAUAACUAUUUCAAUAUACAAUCAAGGAAAUCAAAUGUUCUUAUUUUCAAAAGUUGAGAAAAAUAAAGAAUAUUAUUCAUUAGGCAAUAUAACAGUUGCACUUGAAUGGGAUUGGAAUGUCAACACAAUCAACAUUAAUGUUAUGCACAAACUUCAUUUAAUGGCAAAACUUUAUUAUGUUAUAAAGCAAUCUGGGAAGAAUAUUUCAGAGAAGAUAUUUGAGGUUGAUUUUCCGUUUUUCAAUUACCAGUGCACCUUUGAUCUCCAUACUCAUGAAUUAUUACCACCAACCAUUUGCAACAAAACCCUUAAAGUUGGCCAGUAUGCAUAUGCAUGUUUGAUAUCAAAAGAAUUGGUUUCUUAUGAAUAUCAACCAAAAAAUGGUCUCUACUUAAUUAUGUUUGAUUCUUGCACAGUACCUUACUCUGUCACAAUUCUAGUAAUUUAUCAAAACACAAAAGAAUUGUUUACGAAGAUUUUUACUCAAGAUAAAACUGAUGCUCCAUUUAGUCCAUCUCUUGAAGGGUGUGGGCUGAAAUUUAAAAUGAAUGAUAAUUAUAUGGAUUUUUACACUACAACUUUAAAGUUUGUUUGUACAAAUGGUACGGAAGUAACUCUAAUUGAAUGUGGUUUUCAAACAGAGCUUUCUCUAAAUUGUCCUUUAACGAGUUGUACCAAUCAAGAUUAUACAAAUAUAUGUCAAGACAAAUGGAUAUUUGGAGAGAAUCAGCAGGUAUCAGCCUUUAUGAAUGUCACUAUUGAUAUGUGUGAAGAUCUUCCUCAAGUUACUCUAAAUAUGUAUGUUGUUAGUUCUAAAAUGUAUAGCUAUCCAUUUUCUCAAGUUCUAUACGCAAACCUGGAUGAAUAUGAAAGAAGUCAUUCUCCUCCUUUCUAUCUUGGCCUCCCGAUAGAUAAAAAAUUAUCAACAAACAAUGGUUACUUAAGUUUAGAUGGAGGAAACAUAAGUUUGCAUUUUCGAGAAAGUACAAAUUCAAUAUUUGUUUUCAUAUUGCGUCAUUUCCCAAGACCUUAUGACGGAAUUCCUUUGCUUCGUACAGAUUUUGAAUUAAACAGAACAAAAAGUUGUUUGUGUAAAACGUCAAAAAAUAAAAACAGUGGUUCGAUGGAAGUUGCACUUGCUGUCCUGGUUUUCAUCACGUUUUUAUUAUUUUUUUUCGCUUUAAUUGCUUUUUGGAGAAAGCGUAGUCGGCGUAAAAAGUUAGGGCUGCCUCAUUUAAUAAUAACAGAAGAAACACCGGAAGAAAUGGAUGAUCAAAGCAUGUAGUAAUUUUUUUUUUGAUUGAUUUGAUUUGUGUA
Messenger RNA from Hydra vulgaris (swiftwater hydra), 1669 nucleotides. NCBI's taxonomy places the organism in Eukaryota, Metazoa, Cnidaria, Hydrozoa, Anthoathecata, Hydridae. The record is from RefSeq and is a predicted model, not a curated record.